Molecule: messenger RNA, 2853 nt
Organism: Sesamum indicum (sesame)
Lineage: Eukaryota; Viridiplantae; Streptophyta; Magnoliopsida; Lamiales; Pedaliaceae
Product: putative inactive histone-lysine N-methyltransferase SUVR2
Cellular component (GO): nucleus
Molecular function (GO): zinc ion binding; protein binding; histone methyltransferase activity
Source: RefSeq, a predicted model, not a curated record
CACCUUUAAUGUGAUUUCCCCCAUCCUUGUUCUCGUUUGCUGACGCUCCAUUCCGCGCGUGGCACACCUCUUCAGCACCUCCAUUUUUCUGCUUGAAUAGUGAAUACUUCUGAAUUUCACCAUCACUCGGCCACGGAAGCCAUUUCCAAGUGCUGCUACAGAAUCUGUGACAUAAAAAUUUGCCGAAAUGAGCAACAAGGAAAUAAAGGUGAGAGCUGCAAAUGCCUUUCGUGCUAUGAAGGCUAUUGGGAUCUCCGAAGAUAAAGUGAAACCGGUGUUGAAGAAUUUGGUGAAAUUGUAUGAUAAAAACUGGGCGCUCAUUGAAGAGGAAAAUUAUAGAGCCCUUGCUGAUGCUAUAUUUGAGAGAGAGGAAGCAGAAGCACAACAGCGUCCAAAGAAGGAUGUGAACACUGAAGCAGCUGAGCGUCCAAAGAAGAUUGUGAAUGGUGAAAAAGAGGACUAUUUGGAGGAAGAAGCUCAGGCAACUGAAGAGCCAGAAAGGCCUUUAAAAAGGUUACGACUUAGAUACCGAGAUGGUCAAAGUUCAUCUGUGAGUAUGCCUGAGAGUAGCGUUCACAGGACGCCGCUUGUCAGGCCCAAAGAAGAACCAAAUGAACUGCCUGAAACCUGUCCCCUGAAGCUAAAUGCAUCACAAGGCAGAGCUGGGACACCUCAACCCAGUGCUGAAAACAGAAAGGUUAAUUCUCAGGCUGCCUCAUGCCCUUUACCUGGUAAAAGUACAGGAAAGCAACCUAUUUCUUCCAAGUCCUUGGUUGCCACUGACGGAUGUGAACCCUGCUGGCCCAGCAGCAUUGAUUUGAAUCAUCAAGAUACCCAAUUAAUAACUGAAACCAGAGCUCCUCAACCCAUUGGGCUUAGAGACAGAGGAAAGGGAUCUGACUAUCCCCAAAUACCAUCCGGGGAAGAGAGAUCAGUUCGGGAGAGUUCACGCCAUGCUGUGUGUCUUAAAGAGCCAAAGGUUGAGCCUGGCAUUAUUCUGUCACCCAAAGAGAAGAGCAGCGGGUGUCAUGCUUUAAUUAAGCCUAAAGAUGAGCCAGUCACAGAUGUAUUUCUGCCUUUGGAGGUUCCUCUUGCUGUCAUUCAUCCAGAUUCAUCUGAUGAUGGAGAUUCAUCGAGUAGGAAUGCUACAAUUAGAGAACAUGACAGUCUUGAGCCCUCAGUUCUACAAUUGAUGAAUGAAAAAGAAACAGCCGAUAGCACUGCAACUCCAAAUGGACUGAGAAACAACAGGGAGCUGGCAAUAUUCUCAGGUCAACAUUCUUCUGACCUAGAGAUUGCAUCCUCCCCUUCUGGGGAGGUUAAAAUUUCCUUGAGCUGCCGCUUGGCUCUUGAAAGACCUGAGUUCAAUAUGCCAAGUCUCGAAACAGUUCUAAAAUCAGUGGAGGAAAAAUAUCUCAGGUCAUCCAAAACUUUUGACCCAAGUUUUUCAGUGAUCAAUCUUAUGAAGGAAAUAUGUCAAUGCUUUCGGAAGUUAGGAUCUGACUCCAAUAGUGAGUCUCCAGCAACCAUAAGUGUGACUUCGGCCACUGGUGUACUGAAUGAAUCAUCUGCCAGAGAUGCUAUUGCUGCUAGAGGCCUGUGCUUUAGUUCUUUGAAUGGGUCAGUUGAUUCUCAGUCUGAUGCCGAGGGAACUCUGCCAAAACCACCUGCAUUUCCUUCAUCUUGCAAUGAUGUAGAUGAUGGCUCUCAUCCGGAAAAGACGGACGGUAUAGACGUCCAUGGAGAAGAUAUAGACAACAGAAAGAUGUGCGCUGAAGAAUGGGGUGAUCUGAGCUUGGAGGUUAUCCAGCAGCCCCAGGUAACUCCUGCAAUGAUCAGGUCACUUCAUGAUGUUUUUGACAUAGCCAACGGACAAGAGAAAGUUGUGAUUGCACUGGUGAAUGAAGUCAAUAAUGAGUGUCCGCCGUCUUUCCACUACAUACCCCAAAAUGUGGUUUUCCAAAAUGCAUAUGUGAAUUUCUCUCUGGAUCGCAUUGGAGAUAAGAAUUGCUGUUCUUCAUGUUCUGUGGAUUGUUUGGCAUUAUCUACAUCUUGUGCAUGUGCUCAUGCAACUGGAGGUGAGUUUGCAUACACAAUAGAUGGCGUCAUUAAAGAGGAACUUCUUAAAGAGUGUAUUUCCAUGAAUCAUGAUCCAAUGAAACACUGCCAGUUUUUCUGUAACAAAUGUCCUUUGGAAAGCUCAAAAGGCGAGGAUAUGGUUGAACCUUGCAAAGGGCAUUUAGUGAGGAAGUUCAUCAAAGAAUGUUGGUGGAAAUGUGGCUGUAAUAAACAGUGUGGCAAUCGAGUCGUACAGAGAGGAAUAACUCGCAGUUUACAGGUGUUCAUGACCCAUGAAGGAAAAGGGUGGGGUCUGCGUACUCUAGAAGACCUGCCAAAAGGUGCUUUUGUUUGUGAGUAUGUUGGAGAAGUUUUAACCAGUGGAGAGCUCUUUGAUCGUGUUAUAAGGAGUUCCAAAGGGGAGAAAAAUUCAUUUCCUGUGCUUCUUGAUGCUGAUUGGGGUGCUGAAAGAGUGCUGAAAGAUGAAGAAACUCUUUGUUUAGAUGCUACAUAUUAUGGAAAUGUUGCAAGGUUUAUUAAUCACAGAUGUUAUGAUUCAAACUUAGUGGAAAUACCAGUAGAAGUGGAGACUCCGCAUCACCACUAUUAUCAUCUCGCCUUCUUCACUACAAGAAAGGUGAAGGCCAUGGAAGAGCUCACUUGGGAUUAUGGCAUUGAGUUUGAUGACUAUGACCACCCUCUUAAGGCAUUUCAUUGUCAAUGUGGCAGCAAAUUCUGCCGCAACAUAAAACGUUCAAGAUCCAGAGCUGCAAGAAGAUGAUGGCUAUGUAGUUU